Molecule: messenger RNA, 1298 nt
Organism: Onthophagus taurus
Lineage: Eukaryota; Metazoa; Arthropoda; Insecta; Coleoptera; Scarabaeidae
Product: progestin and adipoQ receptor family member 3
Cellular component (GO): membrane
Molecular function (GO): signaling receptor activity
Source: RefSeq, a predicted model, not a curated record
GUAAAAUCAUCAGCGAUUUUGUAACCGAAGUUCUCGUUUGGAAUCAGUCUGUUUUGAACGUUGGUAAAAGCAGCAUGAAGCCCUCAAUUCUCUUUAAAAUCGUUUAAGAUUGUUAAACGUUCGUGCGUGUUCUAGAAAGUUUAAACAAAUCUGUACAAAAAAUAAGCGACGAGGAUUUUCGAAAGUUUUUUAUUAAACAAACGUUAGAUAAGAUGACUGUAACAAUAAUUGCACGCCAUGAACUCUCCAAAGCUGGAUGUGAUGAUAAUGGAACUUGUUGUGUCGACCAGACUCAAACGAUUUGUGACCACACCGAAUCUCUUUUAAGAAACCUUUCGAGCGUAAAUCUAAGAAGAUCUAGAUCGAUUAAUAACAACGAGUUUAAACAGGAACGAGUUGAACCGAACGAAGAUGACGACGACGAUAAAUACAGGAGAUUAUUUUGUUUUGACGAAGCCCCAGAAUAUUUAAAACACAAUGUUUAUAUUAGGAAUGGAUAUAGAGGGAUGUUAAAUACCAAGUUGUGCAUGGAGAGUAUUUUUUGGUGGACUAAUGAGACGAUUAAUAUUUGGUCCCAUGUUUUUGGGUUUAUGUUGUUCUUAGGAUUAACAUUGAAAGAUUCUGUUUAUAUUGAUAUUCAAGCUCCUUGGGAAGAUAAAGUUUUAGUGGCUAAUGUUUUAGUUUGUUUUCAGGUUUGUAUGAUAUUAUCUUCUUUAUACCAUACAUUUUCUUGCCGAUCAGAAAAGGAUUUUAAUUGUUUUCUAACCUUCGAUUUAUUUGGUAUAGCUUUAUCACUUUUAGCUAUUUACACAUCAGGGAUUUAUUAUGCUUUUUGGUGCGAGCAGUAUUGGAGAACUUUUUAUAUGUUCACUGUUUCGUUAAUAUUCGCUGGCGCGAUGUUACUCCAACUACCAAAAUUUAAUAUCUCAUCGAAUGUAAAAACGUUGGUUUUUAUUUUAUGGGCUUUAUACGGGGUGAUUCCAACGAUUCAUUGGACCAUAAGAUCGGGGGGAUUAGCAAGUCCUGUUGUAAGACUUUUACUUCCUCGCGUAAUGGGAAUGUAUGGGAUAAGUGGUUUAGCAUUUUUGGUUUACAUCACAAAAAUUCCUGAAAGAUUUUUUGCCGGAAAAUUCGAUUAUUUCGGGCAUUCUCAUCAAUGGUGGCACAUAAUCAUCGUUAUGGCGCUUUAUUAUUGGCAUAGCAGUGGUAUUUUGUAUCUCGAAUACAGAAUGAACCAUGCUUGUCCAGGAAUGGAAAGUUCAUCGUCAUAAAAAUAAAUCAUUUUAUUCAAAACUAAA